Messenger RNA from Lolium rigidum, 2067 nucleotides. RefSeq names its product probable amidase At4g34880. The record is from RefSeq and is a predicted model, not a curated record. Bases 25 to 1953 code for a protein of 642 amino acids. The transcript is spliced from 6 exons. Lineage: Eukaryota; Viridiplantae; Streptophyta; Magnoliopsida; Poales; Poaceae. Gene Ontology annotation, molecular function: zinc ion binding; nucleic acid binding.
AGUUAUGAAGUUCUGGCAAGACCAAUGGGUCCUCGCCCUUCUGCAAAAGUUUGCUUCAAGUGUGGUGAUCCAGGACACACUUCACGCAACUGCUAUCAGAACAAGUCUCUACAACCGUCAAAGGCUUUCAACUAUAACAAUAAGCCUGGUACGAGAAGUGUAUGGGUGAACAAUGUCACAGCUGUCCAAGCAAAAAGGGCACCUGAUAUCGUGCUUGGUGUUCUUCCUGUGAACUCGAUCUCAGCAAAAGUUCUGUUUGAUACCGGAGCAUCACUUUCCUUUGUCUCUCAAAAGUUUGCUCUAUCUCAUGGGUUGCCUUUGGUUCCUUUGCCCAAUAAAUUCACGGUGAACUCUCCAGGAGCGCAUAUGUUUGUUUCUGAGAUAAGCCAUGGGAAUCAAAUUCUCAUCGGAAGCUAUAUGUUUCUUGCUUCACUCAUAGCUCUCGGCAUGUCGGACAUUGAUGUCAUUCUCGGCAUGGAUUUCGUGCUCGAGGAGGCCACCAUCGAGUCCAUCCACCGCGCCUUCGCCGGCGGCGCGCUCACCUCGCGCGGCCUCGUCGAGCUCUACCUGCGCCGCAUCGCGUCCCUCGACCCGGCCCUCCACGCCGUGGUGGAGCUGGACGCCGACGGCGCGCUCGCCGCCGCCGACCGCGCCGACGCCGCCCGCCUCCUCGGAGGCGCCGCGCUCCCGCCGCUCCACGGCAUUCCCGUGCUCAUCAAGGACAACAUCGCCGCGGCCGGCGCCUUGAAAGCGACGGCCGGUUCGCUGGCGCUGGUCGGCUCCCGCCCCGCGCGCGACGCCGGCGUGGUCGAGCGGCUCCGGAGCGCCGGCGCGGUGAUCCUCGGCACCGCCAGCCUCAGCGAGUGGUGCAACUUCCGUGCCCCAGGCGUCCCCGCCGGCUGGAGCCCCCGCGGCGGCCAGGGCAUGAACCCAUACGUGCCGUCAGCGACGACCUGCUCCUCCAGCAGCGGCUCCGCCAUUGCGGCGGCGGCAAACAUGGUGGCGGUGACGAUUGGGACCGAGACGGAUGGCUCCAUCAUGUGCCCCUCCAGCUUCAACACCGUUGUCGGGAUUAAGCCCACGGUCGGCCUCACAAGCCGUGCCGGCGUCAUCAUCAUUUCUCCGAGGAUGGACACAGUUGGGCCAAUCUGUAGGACUGUUUCAGAUGCAGUAUAUGUGUUGGAAGCAAUCGUUGGUUACGAUCCACGGGAUGCAGAGGCAACUCACAUGGCAUCUCAGUAUAUCCCGGAAGGCGGUUACAGGCAAUUCUUGAACAUAGAUGGUCUAAGAGGCAAGAGGAUUGGGAUUCUCAGGAAGGAUUUCUUCCGGUUUCCCUCAGGAUCUAUCCAACAGAACGUGUUUGAGGAGCAUUUCGACACUAUGAGGCAAUUGGGGGCCAUCUUGGUGGACAAUCUUGAGAUACCAAGCAUGAAUGUCAUCAACGAUGCAAUGCAAAGCGGCGAACGUGCUCUAAUGCUCGCCGAGUUCAAGCUGUCCCUCAACUCUUACCUGUCUGAGCUGGCCACCACACCUGUUAAAUCAUUAUCAGACAUAAUUGAAUUCAACGACAAGCAUCCUGUCAAGGAAAGGAUGGCUGAAUUCGGCCAGAGUUACCUUGUGCAGUCUGAAGCAACAAACGGCAUUGGUCCGACCGAGGAGCGUGCCAUUUCCAAACUGAACGAGCUGUGCAAGGAGGGCCUUGAGAAGAUUGUGCGAGCCAAUCAACUGGACGCAGUCAUCGCUCCUGGUGCGUCUGCUCAUAGCCUGCUUGCGAUCGGUGGCUACCCGGCGAUCACUGUCCCGGCCGGAUACGGGUCAGAUGGCGUUCCUUUCGCGAUCUGCUUUGGAGGGUUGAAAGGUUCAGAGCCGAAGCUUAUUGAGAUUUCUUAUUCCUUCGAGCAGGCAACGAAAGUCAGGAGACCUCCACCAGUAUUGCAGCAUUCUGCCCUUUGAUUGUAGUGUUGUUUUUACCUGAUUGUAUCAUUUUCAAGUCUGAAAGAAGAAAUAACACUUUCUUGGUGAGAAACAUGUACAAGUAUGUUAGCAUUUUCAGAUGUUAUCAGUUAU